This is a messenger RNA of Armigeres subalbatus, 638 nucleotides long. RefSeq lists its product as uncharacterized. The record is from RefSeq and is a predicted model, not a curated record. The transcript is spliced from 3 exons. Bases 18 to 638 code for a protein of 206 amino acids. NCBI's taxonomy places the organism in Eukaryota, Metazoa, Arthropoda, Insecta, Diptera, Culicidae.
AACAAAUAAGGGAAAAAAUGGACAACCGUUUGUUUCUUGCAUCGUUUGCAGCUGUCGUCGUUUUCGCUGAACUGGCCUUGAUCCAAGCCCAGCGAGACUGCACGGCCCCACCGCCACCAGCCAGCCCGAAAAUAUGCUGCCCCUGGAUGGACGGCAGCACCACCUACAACGAUACGAUCUACGUCGAAUGUUGGAAUCGAUUGUCGCACUACCCGCUGGUUCCGAUUCCGGGCGGUGGGCUGGCCGGCGGUCCAGCCGGGUGUGCCUCCGACUGUCUGUUCAACUAUUUGGAGCUGUUCGACCGCAGCGAUUCCAGCGGCACAAAGUUGAUUGAUUUCUACGCCCUGAACGAGCACGUCAGAGAGAUCUCCGAACCGGGCCGCUACCCGUUGAUGUACCUGGCGCUGCGUUAUUGUGUGGCGGAGGCCAACCAGCGAGCGACCAUUUUUAGCGAAAUUCAACAACAGAGCCCACCGGUCGUUCCCGGGCUGGACAAUUGUAAUCCCAUUUCGGGCUUCACCAUGUCCUGUUUGCAUUCGUACGCCAUCAGGUUCUGUCCGGAUUGGACCCCCAACGAGGAGGAGGGCUGCGAUGAGCUGUUGGACUUUUACAACCAGUGUCCGUUGAAUCCAUAUUAG